ACAACACGACGCACGCGGUCGCAGCAGGCCACGCCACGCGCGAGUUUUCAGUCGUCGUACAGUUUUCGGGUUACAAUAUACAGUGAAAAGAAGCUGAAGGAGACGAAUAGUUCUGUUCUUUGUUGUUGUUGUCGUUGAGAACCGCAUGCGAACGGCACUGAUAUUGGAUAUCGUCGUAAACAGUGCUGUGCAUAGGAAUAGAGAAAGAAAUAGUUUUUUAAUUAAAUACAGUUAACGAAGAUGCGGCUCUGGCGUCCCGAAGCAUGCAGAGACCACUGAGAGAACUCGGCCGACUGUUGGGUAGCUCCAGCGGCAGCGCCUCUGCCGCGUCCAAUAAUAAUAACAACAACAAUACAACCGAUAAUACCGAAGUCGUCGCGACAGAAGCUCAACGGCGAUCGUCGUCAUGCGAAGACUCGACGACCGCACCGGUCGUGACUCCGGCCGGCCUGCCGCUGCUCCAGGUCUGGCCGAGCGACUCGCCCCGAGCCGUGGCCGACGACGACAACGACGAGACCUCGGCCUUCGUCUAUCCAGAGGCUGCGCAGCAAAUACAACAGCAGCAGCAGGACGACAGCGGCAUCGAUUCCAUACAGCGCUUGGCUGUCGCCACGGUGACGAAACUCAAGGCCUCGCCCACGCCGACGGGCGUCGUCUCCACGACGACCUGCGUCGUCGUCAACAACUGCAGCAGUCCCUCGACGACGCCCGGACAGUCGCGCAGGCCGUCGCUGCUGCAUCCGGACCACGCGAGGAUCCACGGCCUGCAUCAUCAUCAUCAUCAUCAUCACGGUGCUGGUGGUCAUCAUCACCAUCAUCAUCAUCAUCAUCAACCCCAUCAUCAUCAUCACCAUCAUCAUCACGAUAAGAACGGCCGAAUGUCACCGGAUCGGGGCUCGAUCUUGGACGGCGGCGAGGCGGAUCCGGCGGAUCGGCCCCCGAGCCCGUCCAGCUCGACCACGAGCAGCCUCAAGUCCAUGCCCAGCUCGGCCGUUACCUCGACCCAUUCGAACGAGCGUCGGCGCAGCAGCAGGUACAGCAUGUUCGACGCCCUGGACCUGGAGUACGCGCUGCUGCGCGCGGCCGCCCGCGGCUCCGUCGGGCCCUACUCGCUCUCGGAGUCGCUGCACAAGCUGACCUUCACCCAGAGCCUGGCGUUUCCCGCACUGGCGCGUGGCCUCGCCACCAAGCAGACCGUCGCCGCCAAGAACGCCAAGCGCUCGCUCCAGCAGCAGCACGGCGAGACGGGCAUGAACGCCUUCGCCAAGGUCGUCACGGCCCUGGUCCUGGUGCUUGUGAGCGUGCUCGUUUUCGGCGUCGUCUACAAGUUCGUGAGGACGUGAGGCUGGCUGCUGGUCUCGCAACAGGCCGAGACCAGCAGCAGCAGCAGCAGCAGCUCCGCCUCGGCUCGGGUGCCACCGAGCCCCAGCGAUUUUCAGCAGCAGAACAGUUAUUACUCGUCCUUCGAGCAAGGACCAAGUUGAAAGAAUAUUGUGAGAUUGCGAUGUGAAAUUUUUAUUUCGAGCAUCUUUUGAAUUAUUCCGGAUUCAAUUUCUUUCCUACGCACCCUGGUGUAUUCGUUCCUGAAUAUCCUCACCCUAUGCGAUAUUGUCUAACGCUUGAACAAAUCGAUUUUUAAAUGCCCAAUAAGACAUUAUUGUGCCUUUAAACUUUUAUCAAAAAAAAUAUAAAUACUUUAUCCAAAAGCGCCUCCGAGAGCGAAGCUAUGAUAAAUUUUUUCAAAUGACUGAAUUUACCCUGUUUAUGCACUGCGAAAUAAAAAGUUCAACGAUCAAUUUGCAAUCGGGUUCUUUAAAAAAAAAGUGGCAAUGUCAAAGAAAUUCGGAACAAAGCAUUAUACGAUGUGUAUGUAUGUAUGUACAUCGUCGAUUUAUUAUCUUGCAAUCUUAUCAAAUUAAAGAAUCGUGUAUAUUCGUUCGAUCAAAAACUCGUUGUAUAUAUAAUUAGUGUCAGUUGAGAAAACUAAAAAUAAAGUAAAGAUUGUGACAGAGCCGAGCGAAACCAAAUAAAACUGAAUAUAAUAAUCGUUAUGUAUACCAAUUGCGAGAACAAAAUAUUUUAUAAAAUUUGUAUUUUCAGUCGUUCAAAAAAAAACUACUAGAUUUUAUAAUUAACGCACCUACGUAUGCAUGUAGCGUUCAGCCGAUAACAAAAGCGCAUCGUUUUCUGAAUUAUAUCUGUGCACUCAGCAAAUGAAAUUUAGCGAAUUGAAACGUCAAUCAUAUCUUCCUCGGUAAGAUAUUCUCUGUAAUUAUGAUAUAAACAUUGAGCAUCGUUCUAUAGCCGUGUAACGUGUGUUCUGAGUGUCUCGUUUUGAACUUAAGUAUUAAGAAGCUGUAAUUAUGUUGCUCGAGUAUAUGGUUUAAUUGUUAGAUGGAACUAUGUGGAUUCAAAAAAUGUAAAUAAUCAUAUUUUUGGAGACUUCUCUUGCAAAAAUCUGAAACUAUAUUAUAUUUUCCUAACUACUCGAAGAUACCUACCGUAAACCUUUGUAUUAAUCGGUGCCAAAUAUUUUUUAAAAACUGAAUAAGAUUUUCAUGAAAUGCAUUUAAAACGUUUGCAUAGAGUAUAUUUUUGAAAAAGUGUUUUCCCUCGUGAAUGUUCAUGCAAGCUGGGCUGUCGAAUGAAUUGUUCCAGAAUUAUGUUUAGCCGAUAAAUUAAAAAAUUUGUAAACUAGAAAAAAUUAACUUAUGAUAUUGUAAUAUGUAAAAAGUUUAAGAAAAAGCAUUGUCAUUGCGAUAAACUGAGUAACUAUUUAACAAUUUUUUUUAUUUAUUGUAUAACUUACAAAUAGUUAAGAAUAAAAAACUAACAAUGAUGUAAAUUUAAUAUACUUGAAGAAAACUAACAUAUUUUGGCUUUUAAAUGUAAUUUUUUUGCAUAAAUGUGAAAAAUAGUUAUAAGUAUGAAACGAAAAAAAUAAAAGGUACAAAUAUA
Messenger RNA from Trichogramma pretiosum, 2958 nucleotides. Its product is annotated as midnolin homolog. Bases 264 to 1343 code for a protein of 359 amino acids. The transcript has 4 exons. The record is from RefSeq and is a predicted model, not a curated record. NCBI's taxonomy places the organism in Eukaryota, Metazoa, Arthropoda, Insecta, Hymenoptera, Trichogrammatidae.